Molecule: messenger RNA, 1695 nt
Organism: Pelmatolapia mariae (spotted tilapia)
Lineage: Eukaryota; Metazoa; Chordata; Actinopteri; Cichliformes; Cichlidae
Product: myb-related protein B-like
Exons: 12
Coding region: 1-1695 (564 amino acids)
Source: RefSeq, a predicted model, not a curated record
AUGCCGCACGCUUUGACUGAGCAUGCUCGGACAUUUGUUGUUACUGAGCACGUGUGGAGGCGUUACCGAGCUGCUGCUCUCCCUCCUCAGGACGAGAAGCUGCAGCGGCUGGUGAAGGACCUCGGAGCAAACUGCUGGUCUUCAGUUUCCCUUCAUUUCAGAGGUCAAAGGUCACCGGUGGAGUGUCAGAGGCGGUGGCAGCAGAUAAAGAAUCCAGACCUGGUCAAAGGUCCGUGGACGAAGGAGGAGGAUCACAGGGUCAGAGAGCUGGUGCAGAAGUACGGCGUGAAACGCUGGUCGCUGGUCGCCAAACACCUGCACACCCGGAACGGGAAGCAGUGCCGCGAGCGCUGGCACAACCACCUGAAUCCGACGGUGAAGAAGACCAGCUGGACGCUGGACGAGGACCGCGUCAUCUGCCAGGCGCACAGGCUGCUGGGAAACCGCUGGGCCGACAUCUCGAAGCUGCUGCCCGGCAGGCACGGGAAUCGGACGGACAACUCCAUCAAGAACCACUGGAACUCCACCCUGAAGAGAAAAGUGGAGAAGGAGGGAUACCUGCAGGUCCUGCGCCUCCACGGCUCCUACGUCGCCUCCACCUCGGCACCGGCAUCCAAGAGCUGCGGCCUCCCCUGCAGCAUCCCUGCAAAGGUCACCACCUGCCCAGCACCGUCUGUGAGGUCAGAGGCUGACAGUCUGUCUACCUCAAAGGACGAGUCCAGCUGCGCCUCCGGCAGUCAAAGCGCGUGCAUGCGCCACGGGAGCUCCGCCCAUCUGUGCUCCUCCUCCACCGGAUCUCUGAGCACGAGCAGACCGGCAGCGUCCGUGGACCUGAUGGAGGCGAGCAUGGAGACAUGGAGCCACGAUUCAAAGGAAGUGACAUCAUCCCUGAAACAGCCCCCAGCACUGCUGCCCGUCUGCCCGCACAGAAACGACGGCCACCCCUCCGUCGUGGGCCUGAAGGAGAGCAGCGUUGCAGGUAUGAAAGAGCAGGAGCUGGAUGGCCAGGACGACUGCUCAUCGCCCUCGUGGAGCAGAAGCAGCCAGAUGGGAGCUCUGAACUUCUCCCCCUCAGAAUUCUUCAGUCUGUGCGCUGCUGACAAGCUGAAGCUACGGUGUCCACCUCUCACCUCCACCCCCGUCUGUGCCCUCCAACACCCCGUCCAGCAGGAGGAGGAGGCCUGCCCACAGUGCAGCUCCAGCACGCAGACGCCCCCAGAGAUCCGAGAGAAGGUCAGAGUGUCGCUGAUAUCUGCUCCUCAAACACCCACUCCUCUGAAGAUCAGUGCGAGCCCAGGCGAGGUCUCCGUGUCUUCCGGUCUGACGAUGACUCUGAUGUGGGAGAACCGGAGCGUGGAUCCUGACAGUCAGCAGUCGGGCAGCAGCUCCGAGGUCAGACGCUCCGAGGUUCAGGGCGAGAGUCUGCUGACCUCCAUCCUGGACGUGCAGGUCGACCCCACCUCAGCUCAGCAGCAGCAAGUCCAGGCAGAGUGUGGCUUCUCCCUCGACAGCCCCCCCUCAAAGUCAGGGUUGGACGUGUGGUGGAGCCAGGUCGGCUACCUGGACUCACCUGAGUGCCCCACCCACAGCACCAACCCCUUUGAGCUGAGCGGUGAGCUGCAGGUGGUGCUGUUCGGGCAAACAGAGGAUCAGAUGAUUGUGACGGAGCAGGCGCGCCUCUUCAUGGAGCCGUGA